Molecule: messenger RNA, 850 nt
Organism: Baudoinia panamericana UAMH 10762
Lineage: Eukaryota; Fungi; Ascomycota; Dothideomycetes; Mycosphaerellales; Teratosphaeriaceae
Exons: 1
Coding region: 410-679 (89 amino acids)
Source: RefSeq, a predicted model, not a curated record
CGCCGGAUUUGCCCGCCGAUCCCGCUUGAUCUUCCUGGACUUGCCGUCAGUCCUAACUGAGUGAGGGAGCCUGGUGCGUUUUCGAGGUUAGUGGUAUCGUGGCCGAUACUAUGUUGCUCAUUUAGCGUAAGCGUGCAUUUGGCCCCAGUGGCGAGAACAAUGCACUUUCAAGCGAACGUCCCGCCUCAAGCGUUACCUCGAGCUGCCACCUGAUUGGUAUUCUGAGACCGCAAUAAAAUGCGCAAUGUUGCUGUUGGUAGUACUCCUGAACAUCGCCACAAUGCAUAGCAGUACGAAGGCCAUCAGUUAGUGGUGAUAGGAGUAAGGUCCAUCAUUACGGUGACAAGGUCGGCGAGUGAAAUCCAUCUGGCUGUGAAGAUCGUCAGAAGGCAGCCACAGAUGUGAGGACAUGGCAAGUCGUCGCUUAUGGCUGCUUCUCGUAGCUCUUCGGUGUCUCCGGAUGGAGCAGAUAGAACGCUUGGAACGUUCUGCGGAUGGACAAUGCAGAUCCGAUGAACUCAAAUAUUUGCGCAAUGGCAUCGCGGGGCAGAUCGUCGGCGCUGGCAUGCCGCUGCGCUGUACCAAGAGUCACCAGGAGCCGGCUUCCGUUACAAAGGGGGAAGUAUUAACGAUGUUGGCCCCAAAAGCGCAGCCCUGGCGUUGCAUACAUAUGGUCUAACAGCCGCACCCAAGCUCCUGUGGCGAACACGAAGUUGGCCAAGGGUUUGAGGCCAGCUAUACCACGACAGGCAACGGCAGGCGAUGCAAGUCAAUAGGGUUGCGAAAUCGUAGGGCUGCAUGUCGAGUGCGUAUUGGGGCCGCAUGUUCCGGGUUCAUGGUCUUUCGACGG